AUGGACAAGACGUUAUCUCAUGCGCCCUUGAACAACGAGCUGCAGAGCAGGCUUACUUCUCUCUACAACAUUCCUCAAUGGCUGUGGGAAGCUCAAGCCAAAGACAAGGACUACAACGGGUUCUUUUAUGGUGCACAUACAGGGCACGAGAGCCAUACCUCCAUUUUCCGUUUCAUGAUCAAGUAUGUCACUGGAGAGACUCGCACGGCUGAGAGUGUCCUUCCGGAGAUCCGCUACCGAUGGCACAUUUUAACAUUCGUGUCCUACUGGAAGACCGAAGGCACUGUAAGAUUGCUCUGCUUGUUUCCAAAAGAAGACUUCUCAGGCUAUGCCAGUCUAAGAGGGGACAUGAAGCAGGCGUUCGAAGAGACCUCUACGGACACAUUGUCAUCACAUCCCUUUGCUGCCCAUCCGCUGGUGUUGAAACAGGUCACGCGUCUCUACGAUCAAGCUAUUCGGCAAUUCCGAGGUUACGUUCGCGAAACUGAGGAGCAUCGCCCGUCGAUCGAAAAGCCACAUACGAACUACGUGGCUAUGCACGAGCUCGCCCGCCAUACCAUGCAUUGCUCCGAAGUCUUGGCUACGGCGCUGAACGUGAUGAAGAACAUGCUGGAAGAAUUCGACAGGGUAACGUCAACCUGCAAACUAGAACUGAAGCCCACGAGUUAUGAUCCAGGACCUGAGAUAAGGCACCGCAAUUCGGUGCUUCAGUUCAUGCACAAUCGCUCGCUUGCAAUCGAGGACCGCCUCCGCAACGAGAUCAACCUCGCGCUACACAUCACAUCGCAGCACGCCAACAAGCUCUCCGCCGAAAUCGCAGAAGCCGCCCGAGUCGACAGCAGAACGCAGAAGACGAUAAGCGUUCUUGGUCUCCUCUUCCUACCAGGAACAUUCAUCAGCGCUCUCUUCAGCAUGUCCUUCUUCAACUUCACCCAAGCAACAUCCACAUCUCCCGCCUCAUGGUCAAUGAGUCCCAAAUUCUGGAUCUACUGGGUCGUCGCAAUACCAAUCACAGCGCUCACAGUAGCGACAUGGUGGAUAUGGCAAAAGUCCCUCUUGACUCCCAACUCGAAUCUAUCAACCGGAAAAACGGUGCGCCGUUGUCCUACCCCAUCCCAUGCAUACAACACUAGCAAGGUCUGA
Lecanosticta acicola is the source of this 1143-nucleotide messenger RNA. The record is from the annotation of a GenBank genome assembly. Lineage: Eukaryota; Fungi; Ascomycota; Dothideomycetes; Mycosphaerellales; Mycosphaerellaceae.